Molecule: messenger RNA, 1119 nt
Organism: Caenorhabditis elegans
Lineage: Eukaryota; Metazoa; Nematoda; Chromadorea; Rhabditida; Rhabditidae
Gene: sre-42
Product: Serpentine Receptor, class E (Epsilon)
Exons: 4
Coding region: 1-1083 (360 amino acids)
Biological process (GO): sensory perception of chemical stimulus
Cellular component (GO): membrane
Source: RefSeq, marked reviewed
AUGAUUGUAGCAUAUCAGAACUAUUCAAAACUCCUCUGGCUCCCGGUCUACUCUCUAAAUGAUAAGCAUCACAACUCUAUCGGUUUCCAAAUCACCGCAAUUUCCCAAUUCCUUAUAUACUGCAUUUCCGCUUAUGUUAUCAUUAGAACCUGUCAGAUUUCUGUUAGAAUCAAAAUUUUCCAUGAGAACAUGGUUAUUUUGUUAUGUUGGUUUUUAUUGCAAUGGUUUGAAGCAAUUAUCGCAAAAGCUUGGAUAAUGCUCUACCAAACUGGAACUAUCGGAAUUGGAAAAUACCCGGAUAGAGCCUACUUCGCCUGGUGGACUGAAGAUCGGGAGAAGAUGGUUUUGGUAGAUGAUCUGAAAGAUAUUAUGGACCUAUACGUGGCGAGUUGUUUUAUGUGGCAUUAUAUUUAUUCGGUGAUUUUCGCACCGGUCGUUGUGAUUGUAGAACGGGGAAUAGCAACUUGGUAUAUUCAAGAUUAUGAGAAUGUGCGUCGACGUCAUAUUCCAAUUCUCCUAAUCAUCGUCACCAACCUGAUCACAAUUCCCUAUGCUCAUUUCAUUAUCAAUAAUCGAAUCCCAUUUUUGAUCGCAUAUGCGCAAUGUGUUCUAAACGCGGGUUUCGUGUUUUUUGGAUACAGUAUAUCAUGGAAAGUACACGCGAGAUGGAGGAAACAAAUGGACGAGCCGCAGACGGAUGGUGAGCAAUAUUCGUUGGCCAAGAAGUUUCAGAUCGAGGAGAAUAUACGGUUUAUCGUGCUAAUUCGCAAAAUGGUGCUCGUGAUUGUUAUCUAUUUAUCGUUAUCAUUAACCAUGCUAAUUUGUUUAGUUUUCGAACUUAUUCAGGGAUACGAUUGGAUUUUUGUACAUUUGCUAGAUAACGUGAUCUUGUCUGCCGCACUAGUCAUAUCAAUUGCCUUACUAUUUUGCUCACCGUCCUGGAGAGAUGCUUUUAUUGGUGGCAUACCAAUUAUUCGUCGAUUCCGAAAACCACCAGUGUCUCUACGAAAGUUCUCGCAAAAAGUCUCUCAAGUACCGGAGACCGAACUUUAUUUUAUUCAGCUUAAGAAUGCAUGGGUUUAAUUUAAUUCAUUUUUUGAUAAAUUUUAAAAACUUCAU